UGGUGACUGGGCAGCGGCGCGGGGCCCGGUCCUGGGCGGGGAGGCUUGGCGGCCUCUUUCUUUCUCUGCCCCCGCCCCUCUUUCUCCUCCCUCCGUGCUAGCCCGGCGGCGGCCCAGGUCGGCGCGCCCGCCUCGCCUGCGCCUCCUCCCCCACCCGUGGACCCUCUCCCCUCCCCUCCCUCGCCCCCUCCUCUCGCCGCCUCCUCCCCUCUCUCCUCCCUCCGCCUUCCCGGAGCGGCCCGCGGGACCCGAGAGCGAGAGAGAGAGAGGUGGCUGCGAGAAGGCGUAACGGAAAGCCCCGGCUUGGGGAAGGCUGCGGGCUCGGAGACGCCGAGCCGGGGCCGGGUAAACUGGGAAGCAGACUCUUGAGUUCACAGCUGGCCUGUGGCUUUUCCUGUGGUUAAGAAGCUCCUUCUCAUACAGCAGCUUUACAACCACCACCACAACAAACUAUAGCAGAUUGAAUUCUCAUAUCGCUCUGAUUUUGGUUCUGAAAUUAUAUCCGUGUGGGACUGUUUUAUGUUUGUAAGUGGUGACCUCUUUUUGAAGUUGUUCGUUGAGACUUCCUCGCAUUCCUGCAGAUAAAACAGGUGAGGCUGGCGGCCACGCUCCGGAGCUCCGACAUGGCAGCAUGACAGCCCUGGACAGGGCCGCCAGAGGCAGGGAGAGAGGAGCCCCGAGUUGUGGGAGUGAGUUGCCCCGAGCAGCGACUUCCUUCUGAGGCCGCCCGAGCUUCCUUCCCCACCGGCUGCUUUUAUUAACCCCGUGGACUCCUCUUUUUCCGCCUUGAACAGCAAUAUGUGUCAAGUCAUUGUCACCUGUCGCUCGAUGCUCUGGACCCUCCUGAGUAUUGUGGUGGCUUUUGCAGAGCUCAUUGCAUUCAUGAGCGCAGAGUGGCUGAUUGGAAAAGCCAAGACCCGCGGCAGCGCGGACCCCGACGAGCCGAGCAGCGGCCCCUCAGAGCCCUACCACCCCACCCUGGGCAUCUAUGCCCGCUGCAUCCGCAACCCCGGGGUGCAGCACGUCCCGCGGGAGACGCUGUGCGGGCCCUAUGCUGAGAACUUCGGCGAAAUUGCCAGCGGCUUCUGGCAGGCCACUGCGAUCUUCUUAGCCGUGGGCAUCUUCAUCCUCUGCAUGGUGGCCUUGGUGUCCGUCUUCACCAUGUGUGUGCAGAGCAUCAUGAAGAAAAGUAUUUUCAACGUCUGCGGGCUGUUACAAGGAAUUGCAGGCCUGUUCCUUAUUCUCGGCUUGAUACUCUACCCCGCUGGCUGGGGCUGCCAGAAGGCCAUUGCCUACUGUGGACACUACGCAUCGGCCUACAAGCCUGGAGACUGCUCCUUGGGCUGGGCCUUUUACACCGCCAUUGGUGGAACAGUCUUCACCUUCAUCUGUGCCAUCUUCUCCGCACAAGCAGAAAUUGCAACCUCCAGUGACAAAGUACAGGAAGAAAUCGAAGAGGGGAAAAACCUUAUCUGCCUCCUUUAAUUUGGAAGAGACAUGACUGCCAUUUUCUUCCUUGUGUAACCUUGUGAAACAGUCCACCACGGAUUUUGUCGUUUGCGUCAAGUGAAGAACUAGCCUUUACCUACUGAAGCCACAUUCCACAGCCCUGAGCCUUAUUAGGACUGAUGAGAGGCAACACCUAGCUGAGCGAAGUGACUGCACAGGAGGGCCACAGUACAAUUACAGGAGACGGAACAUGAAGCUAGUACAGAAGCACUGACAUGUAGUUGACAAGUUCAGUCACAGUGCAUUUCCCCCAGGGCUCAAUGAAGGAUAAUGAUCUAAGUCAUUAAAGCAGCAUUUCUCUGCUAACAGAAGAGACUGUUAGCCAGACUUGCUAGCUGUGUUUCUGUCACAAGGUUGCAGGCCUGUGAGCAUCUCUGUCUCAGAAUGAGGUGUGGGGUUGGUGUUUUUGUUUCCUCCUAGUUCUUUCAGGUUGUCUCAGUUGGAGACUAUGCCCAAGACCACACACUUACUGGGGGACAGGGCGUGUGGUAAAGGGCAUAGCAAGACACUGCCUUUGCUUAGCUCACCGAAGGGGUCAGCGGGAACAGUGUGGAAUCCUGUUGUGGAACUUAUUCUAGGCUUAAUUCCAGGGUAAGUUGAAUCAACUGAACUGUCCCUCUCAAGAUUAAAGAAAGAAUAAGAACCAUGAGAAUAAAAGUACAAAAUCCUGCUAGUGGAGACCAAUUCAUUCCGCUUCCCCGUAGCACCAGUACUGGCCCCGUCUCCUCCUCCACCAGGGAUCACACAUUUUUCUCCUAGAGUUGGGAUCAUGCUUUGACUGCCAAAGGAAACCUCGCUGUUUCCUCAUUCCAGAGACACAGAUCUCCAAGCCAGCUCUGGCUCAUUCAUAUGUUCACUGGGAGAACCUGCCAGAAUCCGGCACUUGCGGUAGACCUUUUCCCACUGUUUGGUAACCAUGCUGUAGUCAGCUAUAUUUCCGACCCUAACAGCAGCAUUAAAAAAAAAAAAAAAAAGGAGUUACUCACCAAGCUAAGCUUUUCUAGUUACUGAUGUUGAUCCUGAAAGCAGACUGAAAUAAUAUGAAAUGGCUGCAACUGGUGAGUUGGAUCGGAGGCUUUUCCCAGGAAAGCACAGAGUAGAAAGGUAAUGCCAAAAAAGAGCUAGACCCAGCUCAGGGCGCCUGCCUGUCCCUAGGCCUUGGUUGGGAUGAAUGGGACACCCCAAAUCAUGCUAGUCUAGACCCCCAACACCAUAGCUGUUAAAAACCACUGAAUAGGAGGAAUACGAGUAUGGCAGAAAGGAAUUAUGUUAAGAACAGAUUGUUGACCCACGCCUAUUUUUCUAAUACAUUUCUAUCAAUCACCUAAUCGCCUCAGUCUAAAAAUCUAAUAUACCUGGACCAUUACUACUACCAGAAAAGUCUAUUUAUUAUUGCCUGCGUUUGUGCUUAAAGUUUUGUGAAGGGCUGGGCUUCUCAAUGAACUCCAAGAAGGCAGACAUAUUUGCCUUGGAUUCUGUGGAUUCUUUAAACCUGUGUGCUAAUUCAACAAUGUUACAUUAAUUGUGUAAGGGUUUUUGUAUAGUUUUCAAACAUCUGUGGUGUAAUGAUCUUUGUUAAACAUGUAUUCUGUAAAGUGCCAUAGUCUUUUUUUAUGUGUAGCAUAUUUAAAAAAUAUAUAUAUAUAUAUUAUACAUACACAAGUCUGUGUGAAAGAUGUGCAAUAACAAAGGUGUAUGUAUGUUAUUUUGUUUUUGUUUUUGUUUUGGAAACUGGACAGGAGUCAGAACAGGGAUCAUUGUUUCUGUUUUGGCAAAGGAAGAGUUAAACAUUUUUGCCUACAUGGCCUAGUCACUAACCCAUAACAAUUUUAAUGCUACACAAACCUAUGUGAAGAAAAGACUGGUAUGAAAUCACUUUUUUUUUCUGGGUCUAAAUUAAAAUAAUCAUAGAUUUAUGUGAAAGUUAAGCCAGCAAGCCAGGCCCAGUUAAUGCUAGUCUUUCAUAUGAAAUGUGAAGCUGCCCUGUUGCCUUUUCUGUUAGUGUGAUAACUAGAUGGUACAUAAUCACUAAGGAGCUAUUUCUUAACAUGCUUUGAUAGACAGUGUUAAUGCUAGACCACUAUGUAAGGGCUGCUCUCACACCUUCUUAGCCAUAGAGUCUGCCUUAGAACAGACCUCUUUGUGCAAUAAUGUGGCCACUGGAAAUCCCUCGCCUGCAUCUGUAUUUGGGCAGCAAUGACCCCCCAAGGGCCCAAAGAGUUAAAGGCACGACUGGGAUUUCUUCUAAGACUGUGGUGAAACUCCUUCCAAGGUUGGGGGGUCAUUAGAUGCUUUGAAGGAACUCAGCACCACUUGAUAUUCAACAGCCACUUGAGCCAAAUAUAAAGUGUAUUUACCCCUCAUGGACUCAAUUUGAGCCUUCAAAUUUGUGGUUAUCCUGUUAUAUUGUAAACUGAUACAUUGUUUGUCUAGCAUUGAUUAGGUUCCUAUGCAUAUGUAUUUUCACAACGUGUUCCUUUCCUCUCCCCAGAUCUGAAUUAAACCUGAUUUUGCAAACUCA
Molecule: messenger RNA, 4030 nt
Organism: Hipposideros armiger (great roundleaf bat)
Lineage: Eukaryota; Metazoa; Chordata; Mammalia; Chiroptera; Hipposideridae
Gene: LHFPL2
Product: LHFPL tetraspan subfamily member 2
Exons: 6
Coding region: 799-1485 (228 amino acids)
Cellular component (GO): membrane
Source: RefSeq, a predicted model, not a curated record